This is a messenger RNA of Beta vulgaris subsp. vulgaris (sugar beet), 1803 nucleotides long. Its product is annotated as cytochrome P450 77A2. The record is from RefSeq and is a predicted model, not a curated record. The transcript has a single exon. Gene Ontology annotation, cellular component: membrane. The coding region runs from base 41 to 1696 and encodes 551 amino acids. Gene Ontology annotation, molecular function: oxidoreductase activity, acting on paired donors, with incorporation or reduction of molecular oxygen, NAD(P)H as one donor, and incorporation of one atom of oxygen; heme binding; iron ion binding. Lineage: Eukaryota; Viridiplantae; Streptophyta; Magnoliopsida; Caryophyllales; Amaranthaceae.
AUCACAAUUGCCCUCAUUAAAAUCACUCAACUGUAAUUUCAUGCAUUCUCUGCUUUUUAUACUCCAUCCCCUACCCUUCAACUUCUACAACUACCCCCACAUUUUCCACUCACUCAGACACUCACUCACUCACUCACUAUUCAACCAAACAACAGAAAAAAUGAUGGACUUCUCUUCUUACUAUCACUUAGUAUUCAUCACAUUAGCCCUCUUAAUUUCAACUCUUACCUUGUUUCUCACCACAACAAAGUCAAAAAAGAAAUCAUUCCGACGUCGUCUCCCUCCAGGCCCGCCCGGAUGGCCCAUCGUUGGUAACCUCUUCCAGGUGGCUAACUCUGGUAAGCCAUUCUUUGAGUAUGUGAGGGACUUGUUGCCUAAAUACGGCCCCAUUUUUACCCUUAAGAUGGGGUCUCGAACCAUGAUCAUUAUUAGUAAUGGGCAGUUGGCUCAUGAGGCUCUGAUUGAGAAGGGGCAGGUGUUCGCCACCCGCCCCGCCGAGACCCCUACACGGGCUAUCUUUAGUUGUGAUAAGUUUACUGUCAAUGCGGCCGUGUAUGGUCCCGUGUGGCGGUCUUUAAGGAAGAAUAUGGUUCAAAACGGGCUUAGUUCUUCUCGGCUUAAGGAGUUUAGAGAUGUCAGGGAUGCUGCUAUGGACAAGUUUAUUGAACGGAUCAAAACUGAGGCUGAGAACCAAAAAGGUGUCGUUUAUGUUUUAAAGAAUGCUAGAUUCGCUGUGUUUUGUAUCUUAUUGUCCAUGUGUUUUGGUGUUGAGAUGAGUGAGGAAACCAUCGAAAAGAUCGAUCAUAUGAUGAAAAUGGUGUUGAUAACGGUCAACCCGCGAAUAGACGAUUUCCUCCCUAUUUUAAGCCCCUUUUUCACGAAGCAACGUAAAGAGGCUUUGGAGGUUCGGAAGAAGCAGAUCGAGACGCUACGCCCAUUUAUCGAGCAGCGUCGGGCCAUUAUCCGGGCAGGGCUUGCCUCGGACCCGACAGCUGCACCGUUCUCGUACUUGGAUACACUGUUUGAGCUUCAAGUUGAGGGGCGGAUCUCGGGCCCGACUGAGCCCGAAAUCGUGACGUUGUGCUCGGAGUUUAUCAACGGAGGUACCGACACGACGGCUACUGCCAUCGAAUGGGCGAUGGCGAGGCUCAUAGAGAACCCCGCCAUGCAAGAAAGGUUGCAUGACGAGAUCCGGGCCGCUGUGGGUUCACGGCCCGUUCAAGAGGGAGACCUCGACAACUUGCCUUACUUGCAUGCAUUUGUUAAGGAGCUUCUUCGGAAGCAUCCUCCGACGUAUUUUUCCCUCACUCAUGCAGUUACUGAGCCCACCACGCUCGGAGAUUAUAACAUUCCCACAGGGUGCAACGUGGAGAUUUACCUGCCCGGUAUAUCGGAUGAUCCGAAAAUAUGGAGCGAACCUGAAAAGUUCGAUCCGGAACGAUUCUUAUCGGGUAGGGAGGAUGCAGAUAUGACGGGGGUAAAGGGAGUAAAGAUGAUCCCAUUCGGAGCAGGCAGGCGGAUUUGCCCGGGUUUGAGUAUGGCAACGAUUCAUGUGAAUUUGUUAAUUGCCCGAUUGGUGCAAGAAUUUGAGUGGGGGGCAUUGACGGAACAAAAUAAAGUUGAUUUUAGUGAGAAGCUGGAAUUUACUGUCGUCAUGAAGAAUUCCUUGAGAGCAAAGAUCAAGGCCCGGGUUUAAUUUAGUAUAAACUUUUUCAUGCAACAUAUUAUAUUUUGUUUAUUAUUAUAUGUUUUUCUGUUUGAAUUUGCAGUUGACUAUCUAUAUACUUGAUAAUAGUUUGUUUA